CCUACGGCCUUUUCUUUCCAGCCCUGGCCCGGCCCUCCGCAGCGGAGUGCAGUCACGUGAGCCGGGCUGCGGCGCCCCGCUCCGCACGGUCAUGGUGGACCCGAUGUAUGGAGCCCCGGGCGGCCGCCUGGCCCGGGCGCUGACGCGGGCGCUGGCGCUGGCCCUGGUGCUGGCCCUGCUGGUCGGGCUGUUCCUGAGCGGCCUGACCGGAGCAAUCCCGACCCCGAGGGGUCACCGGGGACCGGGAAGGCCGGUCCCACCCGCCUCCCGCUGCCGUUCGGUGCUCCUGAACCCUGAGACGGGCCAGCUGCGCCUGGUGGAUGGCCGCCACCCUGACGCCGUGGCCUGGGCCAACCUUACCAACGCCAUCCGCGAGACCGGGUGGGCCUUUCUGGAGCUGCACACGAACGACCACUACAACGAUAGCCUGCAGGCCUACGCAGCGGGCGUGGUGGAGGCCGCCGUGUCCGAGGAGCUCAUCUAUAUGCACUGGAUGAACACGGUGGUGAAUUACUGCGGCCCCUUCGAGUACGAAGUCAGUUACUGCGAGAGGCUCAAGAAAUUCCUGGAGGCCAACCUGGAGUGGAUGCAGACGGAGAUGGAGUUGAACAAUGGCUCUGCUUACUGGCACCAGGUGCGGCUGACCCUCCUGCAGCUGAAAGGCCUAGAGGACAGCUAUGAAGGCAGUGUGACCUUUCCAACUGGGAAGUUCACCAUCAAACCCUUGGGGUUCCUCCUGUUGCAGAUCUCUGGGGACCUCGAAGACUUAGAGCUGGCCCUGAAUAAGACCAAGACCAAGCAUGCUAUGGGCUCUGGCUCCUGCUCCGCCCUCAUCAAGCUGCUGCCUGGCCAGAGUGACCUCCUGGUCGCCCACAACACCUGGCACUCCUACCAGUACAUGCUGCGCAUCAUGAAAAAGUACUGGUUCCAGUUCAGAGAAGGGCCCCAAGAGCAAUCUACCCGGGCUCCUGGCAACAGGGUGACCUUCUCAUCCUACCCUGGUACCAUUUUCUCCUGUGAUGACUUCUACAUCCUGGGCAGCGGGCUGGUGGCCCUGGAGACCACCAUCGGCAACCGGAACUCGGCCCUGUGGAAGUACGUGCAGCCUGAGGGCUGUGUGCUGGAGUGGAUGCGAAAUGUUGUGGCCAAUCGCCUGGCCUUGGACGGGGACUCCUGGGCCGAUAUCUUCAAGAGGUUCAACAGUGGCACGUACAACAACCAGUGGAUGAUCGUGGACUACAAGGCAUUUGUCCCCGGUGGGCCCAGCCCUGGGAGGAGGGUGCUCACCAUUCUGGAGCAGCUCCCGGGCAUGGUGGUGGUGGCCGACAGGACCUCGGAACUCUACCAGAAGACCUACUGGGCCAGCUACAAUAUCCCCAGGUCCUUUGAGUCUGUGUUCAACACCAGUGGGUUGCCGGCCCUGGUGGCCCACUUUGGGGACUGGUUCUCCUACGACGGGAGCCCCCGGGCCCAGAUCUUCCGGCGGAACCAGUCGCUGGUACACGACCUGAACUCCAUGAUCCGGCUUAUGAGGUACAACGACUUCCUGCAUGACCCCCUGUCAUUGUGCAAAGCUUGCAACCCCAAGCCCAACGGGGAGAAUGCCAUCUCGGCCCGCUCUGACCUCAACCCAGCCAAUGGCUCCUACCCUUUCCAGGCCCUGCACCAGCGCUCCCAUGGGGGCAUCGACGUGAAGGUGACCAGCACGACACUGGCCAAGGCCCUGCGUCUCCUGGCGGCCAGCGGCCCCACGUGGGACCAGCUGCCCCCGUUCCAGUGGAGCACCUCGCCCUUCAGCAGCCUGCUGCACAUGGGCCAGCCCGACCUCUGGAAGUUCUCACCCAUCGAGGUCUGGUGGGACUAAGGCUCCAUCUCUGCUCUGCCGCCUCUGCCCCUGCUGACCCCAGCGGGGCCACCCGACUGGCUGCCACCCUGCCCUCCUGGCUGUCCCCCCACCCUGGUCCCCCGUGUGAGCGUUGCCCCCCGCGCUGUGCCCACGUUGGGGACCUGGGUCGGCCAGGUUCACUCUCGUCUGGGUGGCCUCCUGGGUGGGGAACGGAACCCGAUGGGACCCAGGACUGACUCUGUCCCCCUAAGUGGGUGAUGCCAUCCCCGUCUCCCUCUGCCUCUCUGCGUCUCUCUCUCUCUCCCUGCUUUUCUCUCUCUUCCAGCCUUGGGCCCCCUCCUCGUGCCGCCCCUUCCUGAGGGCGGGAGCCGGAUCCUGGGACCGGGUUCCGGGGCCCCUAGGGGGGCCGGCAGGAGAGGCCUGUUCCAGUGCCUGCUUCCCAGUGCUGUUCCUGCCGGCGGCUCUGGAGCUUCAGCCCCCGAGACCCGAGACCCGGGCGUUGCCUCCGGUUGGCAUCUCUCCUCCCAACCCCCGACCCCAGCCCCACUCUGCUCCUUCGGGAAGUAGCUCCCCUGUUUCUCCUCCUGGAGAGCCUCCUUGAGGACAGAAACUUGAAACCAAACAAGAACCAAAGUUUCUGGCCACUUGUGGCUGGAAGGGCCGGAGUGUCCUUCUCUCUCCGGGGGCAGGCAGGAGUGUCAGCCCCCUGCUCCAGCCUCGGCCCGUGCCCCCCCAAACCCAGGCCUGCCCCUGGCCUCAGGGCAGUGCCCACAGGUCCCCUGCUGCAGGAACCAAAUCGCAGGCUGUGCCGCCAUUAAAAAGAGAGGCCAUGGCCCCUGUGCUGUGCUUCUUGGGGCAGUGGGGAAGGCUGGGUCGGCGCCCUCUCUCUUCUCAGGUUUGGGUUCUGACCAUUCACCUAUGCAUCUCCUGUCCAUCCUUCUGUCUGUCCAUCUGUACAUUCAUUCACCUGCCAACCCACCCACCCCUUGUCCAUCUGCACAGUCAUCCAUCCAUCCAUCCAUCCAUUUCCAAUCAUCCAUCCAUCCAUCCGUCAUCCAGAUACUGACCCAUCUACCCAUUCAUCCAUCCAUCCAUAUCUAUCUGACCAUCCUUCUAUCCAUAUGUUUAUUGAACACCUACUUUGUUCUGGGUCCUGUUCUAGGGCUCUCUUAACCACCAAGACCCUCCCAAAUCCUACUGGGGGUUGAGGGGGGGACAGAUCAACACAACACGGAGUCCCUCCCCACCUGAUCUUACCCAAAGCCUACAGUGGAGACUCGCACAAUGCGAUGUGCUUAGGGAGAGGAAAGCACACAACCCGGGAGUCCGAGGCCUGGGCUUGAAUCCUGUCUCCACCUCUUACUAGUUAUGGGACUUAAUCUCUCUGAGCCUCGGUUACCUCAUCUGUAAAAUAGGUAACCAUGUGAGCAGCAUUUCCCCGCGCAUGUGUGUGCACGUUUGGUGGGGGGAGGGUGAGGAUUUGCUGCAAAGGUGGCUGUGACGUAGCCCACACGGGGCCUCACACACUCAACGUUCAUUCAUUAGCGAGAAUUUAUCGAAUGCUUAGAACAUGCCAGGCACUGUUAAUAAGGUCCUGGGGAUACCUCAAAACAACAGGUAUCCCUGCCCCCCCCAAAAAAUCCCUGCUCUUGUGACGUUUGCAUUGGGGAGGUAGAUAGAUACUGAAAAUAGACAUACAGUGUGUAAGAUGCUGGUAAAUGCUCUGGAGAAACUAAAGCACAGUUGAGGGCUG
This is a messenger RNA of Balaenoptera acutorostrata (minke whale), 3599 nucleotides long. RefSeq names its product phospholipase B domain containing 2 (gene PLBD2). Gene Ontology annotation, biological process: phospholipid catabolic process. Gene Ontology annotation, molecular function: glycerophospholipase activity. Gene Ontology annotation, cellular component: extracellular region. Lineage: Eukaryota; Metazoa; Chordata; Mammalia; Artiodactyla; Balaenopteridae. Bases 92 to 1864 code for a protein of 590 amino acids. The record is from RefSeq and is a predicted model, not a curated record. The transcript is spliced from 12 exons.